AUGUGUCUGGAAUGGCAAGUUAUCCGGAGGACGCCCUUCGGCGAGCCUGACCGUGGCGGGAUGCAGAACAACAGCGCGCUCCGGCAGGCGGCGGUGUGGAACCCGGACGAAGCGUAUGACCCUAUGCGCCCGAACGACUACAACGAGUGCAAGACGUGGCAGCGGCGGGAGCGGGAGGAGCGUAGGGAGCGGCUGCUGGAGGAGAAACGGCGGGGAGAGGACAGGAAGCGGUACCGGCGGAGCAGCAGUUACUCGGACAGCUAUCACAGCGCAUCGGAGGAGGAGAGGCCGCGAAAGACCGGACGAUAUGAAGAUCGGAGCAGGAACGAGCAGGAGGAGUACGGGCGCUCUGUUGGAAUCGGGCUUGCAGGCUUCUCAGCCCUCCACGUCGACAUUCACACCCUCGGCUUCCUCGUCCACACUUCCGCCGUCGUCAUCCUCGGAUUUCGAAUACCACGGCGGCGCUCGGCAAUCUACUCCAGCCCCAGCGCUACUGCCACACGCUAG
Epithele typhae is the source of this 507-nucleotide messenger RNA. RefSeq lists its product as uncharacterized. NCBI's taxonomy places the organism in Eukaryota, Fungi, Basidiomycota, Agaricomycetes, Polyporales, Epitheliaceae. The transcript is spliced from 3 exons. Bases 1 to 507 code for a protein of 168 amino acids. The record is from RefSeq and is a predicted model, not a curated record.